This is a messenger RNA of Necator americanus (New World hookworm), 429 nucleotides long. RefSeq lists its product as uncharacterized. Bases 1 to 429 code for a protein of 142 amino acids. The record is from RefSeq and is a predicted model, not a curated record. The transcript has 3 exons. NCBI's taxonomy places the organism in Eukaryota, Metazoa, Nematoda, Chromadorea, Rhabditida, Ancylostomatidae.
AUGGCCAUGAAUUGGGCGAUUGGGGAGACAGCGAGAGCGGACUGGGUGAGUGAGGAUGGAGGUGAACAUGUGAAAGUGAGGUUGGUGAGUGACGGUGGAGAGAAAACUGGAAGAGAGCAGUGGAGGGAAUGUAAAAGGAAAGGUGGGGAGAGCAUGGGUGGAAAGGAAGAGGGAAGGUACAGAGAAGGUGAGACUGAGAGAAAACCUGAGUACAAAACAAAUCGUGGUCGAAUGGUUCAGUGGAUAUGGUGUUCGUUUACGGAGCAAGGAACAGAGGCCCGAGUCCCGAAUGGUAUGAAGCGAUCAGAUAGGCCAAAAACAGGGCCGAAUGGCGAAACGGAUAACGCGUUCGGCCAAGAAACCGAGGAAUGCGAGUUCGUUCCCGCAGUGGCAUCCGGACCAGCCAAACAGGCUGCACGGUGCAAAUGA